AAAUGAUACCCACUUAUAGGACAAAUUCAGUUUGUUUUGCUUAUCGAGGUGAGAUUGAACCUGCUUGGCACCGAUACCGAACCAUGGGCGUGUCCUCCAGUAUAUCUCCUAUAUCCGUCACCCUGUAUUUCAUCAUCCUCCUUUACACAGGAUGUAUCCUUCAGUCUACAGUGGCCUCUGAUCAUCAGCUCAAAGCAGUUUUCAGUAUGAGCGGAAUAAAAGGGUACGUCAUCUUUUCGCGAUCACAAUAUGACGGCCCCACAAGUGUCAUGGUUAACUUAACAGGCAUUAACGAGACUCUGGCAUGGCGCAUUCAUCAACUGCCUAUGAUCUACGACGGUAACGCGGCCAUGAGUUGCAGUGCAGUGGGAGCAGUUUUUGAUCCUGGAAUGGCUAUGGAAGCUGGGGACUACAAAAAUUCGUGCAGUUUACAAAAUACAGCAAGGUUCGGAGCAUGCGCAUUUGGAGACCUGACGGGAUUGCUUGGAAAUCUUGAUGCCGAUUCAUCACAGCAAAAUUUCACAAAUCAAAGUUUGAAGAUUCCAAUAAAAGGCCCUCACAGCAUCAUGGGCAGGACACUUGUGUUGUACAGUGGGGAAACACCCACAGCAUGUGCCCUCAUCACUCCAACAAGGCCUAUGUUGACAGCUGUAGCUGCUUUCAAGGCUCCUAUAGCAGGUGUUGUGUUUUUGAGACAAGUAGACGUAAACUCGGACACCAGUGUCUUUGUCAAUCUUUUCUACGUCAACGACGCCACAUCCGAAGAGAUGUUUACUUGGCAAAUUCAAGAUUCAGCUUCGUGUGAAACAGCAAGCACACUAUUCAAUCCUGAUGGUAAAGAUAACAGCAGCUGCAACCAGACAAUGCAGAACAAUUGUUCUAUUGGCGAUUUAAAGUCCAAACAUGGCAACAUCAUGCUAUCCAUGGCGACGAAAAACCAAUCUAAAACCAAGGCUGCCUUCACAGACUCCAACCUACCCCUUAGUGGCGCCAAAAGUGUUGUUGGUAAAGUAAUUGUUUUGUUCUCAGGCAAUGACACACAGAAACCUUUUGCUUGCGCCAAAAUCAUGAAAGUGAAACCAAAGGUUGUCAAAGCUUCGUUCGAUCCAAAAAUCCACGAUGGUGUAGGUGGAUACCUCAAGAUUACUCAGCCGUCUCCUUUCGAUCCUUCUACAACAGAAGUCAACCUUACUGGUCUUAGGAAAGAGUCACAAGGAUACCACGUCCACAACUAUCCCAGUCCAAGGCAAAUGCAGUACACCGGUAUGGAAUCCUGUGCUGGAGGUUACCUGGGUGGGCACUGGAAUCCAUUUGGUAUUGAUACUAGUUCCAGUCCUCCUCCUGGAAGUGGCACCGAUGAUGAAUACGAGAUCGGAGACCUGAGUGGAAAAUAUGGAUCACUACUUAACCUUACGAGUUACAGCGGAGAGCACAUUGACUACAAUCUGCCUUUAUUUGGAAAGAACAGCAUCCAUGGCCGAUCUAUUGUAAUCCACAAAAUGAAGACGAUGAAAGGCUUGAGAUGGGUGUGUGCAGAUGUGCGCCAGGUGAUGGAAGGGGGAGACAUGUUUGAGAUGAAAUCUAAGAUAACUUUCACAGGACCUUCCCUUAAGGGGUACAUUCUGUUGAUCCAAUACAAGGAGAAUGAGAAUUCUAUGAUGCCCGAGGAAACCUCAAUUUACGUUGAUCUUAAAUACGUUUCAAACUCCAGCCAAAAGAGCUUGAAUCACGAGUGGCACGUCCAUGUAAAACCAGAAGGGGGUGACACUUAUGCAGCAAUGGGUGAAAGGUGUAAAAGUUUGGGAGGACAUUACAACCCUUAUGAAGUAGAUUUGGAAGGAACUUACAAGUCCACAUGCUUCUCUAGUAAUAUGCUGCGGUGUGAAGUUGGCGACCUUUCCGGCAAACAUGCGAUGCUGAACGUCGGAACAGGACAGAGUUUUUAUACCGAUCCUGACCUUCCCUUGUUUGGAGAAAUGUCAGUAAUUGGUCGUGGAGUUGUGGUUCAUGCAGAAAACGCUGGGGGUGCCCGCUUAGCCUGUGCUUCUAUUACACCAGUUUCUUCGUUGUACGUAGAGAAAACACUGAAAUAUGUCAAGGGAGCUACAUUUUCCAGAGUGAACUUUACAAAGAAAAUUAGCGCGGCACUUAAAAUCCCAUCAUGGCGGUUGUUUUAUAUUCGAACAGAAGACAGUGAAGUUCAAGACUGUGUCACUGUCAAAUUUGGGAUCAUUGGAAACGAGAGACAAGUCAGUGAACCCUCACAAACCUUUGACUACAUUAUGGAACGUCAGCCAGCAAAAUUGGGAGAAUUUCAGCCGAAAAAGAGUUGCCAUGUCCCUACAAGUACUCCUACAGUUUCUACAGGAGUCACACCAACAAAAAGUGGAACACGCAUCAAUCAAGUGAAAGAACUUCUCAUGCUUGGCUUGAUUUUACUAGCAGGACAUGCAAAUCUAAGACGGGCAAGCCAUGCCAAUUCAGUUCUAGCGCGUAUCUCUAAUGUUGAACUGUUCCACAAUUGUGCAGGUCUUGUUGCGUCAGCGUCCGGUACCGAUGCUUUGAAGGCGACUUUUAGCAUGGGUGGAAUUAAGGGUGAUGUAACCUUCUCUCAAUCUCAAGGACAGUCUUCCUCAGUAGUUAUGGUCAACUUAACAGGCGUCUCUGUGAUAUUAAAAUGGAGCAUACAACAAUUACCUAUGAUCUAUAAUGGGAAUGCGAACUUGAGCUGUAAUGCAGGGGUAGUAGGGGAUGUGUUUGACCCAAAGAUGGCCAAGAAGUCUGCUGACUAUGCGACCAACUGCCAACCGAACAGUGGUUUAAAAUUUCAAUCAUGCGCAGUCGGAGAUUUAUCAAUAAUGCUCGGAGACCUGAACAGCAAUAACCAAGAAGAAAAUUUUUCAGACCCGAAGUUGAUGAUUCCAAUCAGUGGUCCACAUAGUGUCAUAAGUAAGACCUUGGUCCUGUACGAUGGUGACAUGCCCAAAGCAUGCGCCCUGAUUGCUCCGACCCAGCCGAUGAAAACAUUCGUAGCUGUUUUCAAGGGUCCUGUUUCAGGCUUUGUGUACUUCAGACAAGUUGACGAGAACUCGGAUACUUCUGUGUUUGUCGAUCUCUUCUUUGUCAACGAUGCCAAUUCUAAUAAAGACUUUUCGUGGCAAAUUAACCAGGGCGUGGUUAGUCACGAUGCUACCGAUCCAUCUACUUACUGCAAGAAUGUUGGAGAAAUGUUUAAUCCAAAAAACGUGAACGAUCCCAGCUGUAAUAAAUCUAUGCAUGGUAAUUGCGCCAUCGGUGAUAUGACGUCCAAACAUGGACAAAUCGAAGUUUCAUUAGCAACCAAAAUGCAGUCAUCUAAAAAAGCGGCAUUCACCGAUAUUAACCUUCCCUUAAGUGGCGAUAACUCCGUCCUGGGCGAAACGCUGCUGCUGUUUCUAACGGACCCAAAACAGGCCAUUGCCUGUGCGAAGAUUGUACACUUAGAGCCGAAAACAUUGAAAGUUUCGUUCGUUGGAAGGACUCAAGAAGGUGUAGAUGGCCAUUUCACGUUUAAGCAGUCCUCCCCUUUUGAUGCUACAACAGCAGAGAUCAAACUGACUGGGCUCAAUAAAAAGGCUCAAGGGUACCACAUACACGCCUACCCAAGCCCGUCGUAUAUGGACUUAUCGCCAAAUGAGUCCUGUACCGGACUUGUUGCUGGAGAUCACUGGAAUCCCUACAAUGUCGAUAUUAAAACCAGUCCUCCUGCAGGCACAGGAACAGACGAUGAGUACGAAGUUGGUGACUUAAGUGGAAAGUAUGGGACCUUUUUAAACCUCUCGGCAGUUAGCAAAACGAUCGUGGACUAUAAUCUUCCAAUGUUUGGCAGAAACAGCAUCCAGGGACGCUCUUUGGUCAUUCACAAACUUAAGAUUCAGGACAACAAUAUGCGCUGGGUCUGCAAUAAUCUCUUGCCAGUGGUAGAUGAAGGCAUCACCUACUUCAUGAAAGCCAUCGCGAAUAUCAGUGGACCAUCAGUAAAGGGAAUGGUUGUACUGGAUCAGUACUUUUCCAGCUCACCACAUGUGGCUGAGGUCGAAUCCACAAUUUACAUUAACAUCAAACACAGCCAAGAUUCUAACUUAAAAACGAGUGGCCACCUGUGGGGAGUACAUAAAAAUCCUGUAGACGGAGAUGCAAGUUACACCAACGUUAACGAGAGAUGCAUGAGUUUGGAAGGGAAAUUUAAUCCAUACGCAGUGAAAAUUCAGGGAGACUACUCGUCCACCUGUAGUCCAACUAACAUGCUGCGCUGUGAAUCCGGAGACUUAUCUGGUAAACACGACCCUCUCGAAGUGGGCGGCGGCCGCGUAUUUUUCAACGAUGUCAAUCUUCCGUUAUUUGGCAGUAACUCCGUUGCUGGGCGUGGCAUAGCUGUGAAUGCUAAAGAUGGAAGGAGCGACCGACUUGGUUGCGCCAAUCUCUUAGUGAACAGAUCUCUAUAUGAAGAAAAAUUCCUUUUCGCGAAAGAGUCUGACUUUUCCAGCUUCCAUUUUGCUGAUACCAUCUCUAAAGCUUUGGGAAUACCAAAGUGGCGCCUUUUCAUGAUUCGCACAGAGAAAGCCAAUAGUUCCGGGUGCAUGAAAGUCAAGUUUGCAAUAAUCGGCAAAGCGAAUCAAGUCAGCCAACCUGUCGCAAAAUUUGACGAUCUCAAGCAAAAAAAUCCAGAAGCGUUCAAACCCUAUACUCCAACCGAGGACUGUGUUCCCUCGACAGUUCCCUCGACAAGUUCAGUUCCCUCGACAAGUGGAGCACUCGGUUAUCACUCAAGCUUCGUACUGUCGAUCAUUAUUGUGAUGGUCUCUGCUUUCAUGGGAUGAUUACGAUUGACGCCAGUAAUACUCGGAUCAUUAACCUCAAAUACUCGUUGAAGCUUAGAUCUCGGUGACAGCUUUUCACGGUAGAGAGCUUAGUAGUUCAAUUACAGAUUAUUUUUUGAAAGCUAAUUUCUGCAUGUUACCGAGUUUUUUUCCUCUUUUGCUUUCUAACAAAAUGGCCAAAGACAAGCAAUUUUUGUGCAGCGUUAAGAUAUGAUUUAAAGACCACUGAAUUUGCACCAGCUUUAAACCUCACAGAACUGUAAUGAAUGGAAUGCACCAAUUACUAAAUAAAAUCAUUGUCACCGAUCAA
Messenger RNA from Pocillopora damicornis (cauliflower coral), 5169 nucleotides. RefSeq lists its product as uncharacterized. The record is from RefSeq and is a predicted model, not a curated record. NCBI's taxonomy places the organism in Eukaryota, Metazoa, Cnidaria, Anthozoa, Scleractinia, Pocilloporidae. Gene Ontology annotation, molecular function: metal ion binding. Gene Ontology annotation, biological process: superoxide metabolic process.